AUGAAUUUGAAUGACAUCGCUCGUUUAAAGGGAUGCGUUCUGAAAGGACGCAGCUUGGAGACGUCAUGUGGCUGCUCGGCCGUGGAUUCCCUUCUCGGUGGCGCUCUACCGAUUUCGACGUUCUUUUGUGUGGACGAAUUGAACUCUCGAGGAUACGCAGAAAGCCUUGCGAAGUAUUUCAUCGCUGAAGGGCUUUAUUCCGGGCAUGAUGUGCUUGUUGUGGAUCCUUUAGACGGAGAUAAACUCUGGAAAGGAAUUCCCACAAGGAUUGAAGCUCAGCCUGCAUCGACCUCCACGUCUCCUCUGCUGAGGCAGCCAGACAGUCCGGAAGAUCUACGGAUAGCUUUCCGUUACGCCGCCAAGCCUCAGGUGAACUCGUCCAUUGGUGAGAAGAAUCGCUAUGACCUCGGAAAACCGCUCGACACUGACGCGUUUGUCUCUCAAAUUCUUGGUUACGAUGGGCCGACGUCUUACGAUGCUCUUUAUGAACACCUAGUGGAUUUGUGUCGAAGCGAAACCUACAGUACUACUCGAGGUCCCAAGAAGAAUCUAUUAAGGAUUGUCAUUAAUCACCUUGGAUCUCCUGCCUGGAACGAUCCUUCGAACUUCUCAGCGUUCCUCGUCCGUAUACGUCCCCUUCUACGAAAGUCUUAUGUGGUGCUGUUUGCCACAAUUGAAAGUGAAACGAUGUUCAAGAAACAUUCUGAAGAGCUGUUCGUUACAGCAGACGUCUACAUCCAGUUGGUUGCGAUUUCUGAAGAAGAACAGAAGAAAUUGAGCAGUUUGGACAAGUAUCAUGGCUAUUUGAGAAUUUUACGAUUGCCCAGGAUCACAUCAGUUGGCACUCACAAUCCGCCUGUUGAUUUAGUUUUCACUCAGAAAAGAAAUACAUUCGAUGUCUCUAUCCUACAUUUGCCUCCUGCUGUUGCUGAUGGCGAUCACAGCUCCAAAGCUCCCUGCAACAUUGAUUUUUAA
Messenger RNA from Cooperia oncophora, 975 nucleotides. The record is from the annotation of a GenBank genome assembly. NCBI's taxonomy places the organism in Eukaryota, Metazoa, Nematoda, Chromadorea, Rhabditida, Trichostrongylidae.